Messenger RNA from Carica papaya (papaya), 1817 nucleotides. Its product is annotated as Protein phosphatase 2C family protein. The record is from RefSeq and is a predicted model, not a curated record. Gene Ontology annotation, molecular function: protein serine/threonine phosphatase activity; cation binding. Lineage: Eukaryota; Viridiplantae; Streptophyta; Magnoliopsida; Brassicales; Caricaceae. Gene Ontology annotation, biological process: protein dephosphorylation.
ACAGCUACUUCUCAAGUCAUCUCUCUUCUAUUUCCUCUUCAUCUUCUUCUUCACGCGGCAUAUCCUCUUCCCCCAUUAACUUUCCUUUCUCUUUACCUUUCCCUACUUUCCAUAAACCCUCUCUCUUUCUCUCUCUCUAUCUCGGAAAAAACCUGCAAAACAAGCAACCUUACCCCCUCUAUUUCACGAGAGAUUCCCGAAUCAACAUUGUUAUUUAUACAGAAGAAAUCUGUGUAUCUGUUUUUUCUAACAAAAAAUUCAGAGGAUCUAUUUUGCCGUUUCAGAAAAUCAGAGAUAAGAAAGGACGAGAAGCGGAGAAGAUGAUGAUGUUGCGGUCCUGCUGCAGACCGUUGGAACGAUGCCUCGGGAGGCGGGUCGGGAGUGGUGGAGAUGGGCUGCUGUGGCACAGCGACCUCAAGCCGCACGCUUCCGGCGAUUACUCGAUCGCCGUCGUCCAGGCUAACUCCAAUCUCGAGGAUCAGAGUCAGGUUUUCACUACUCCUUCUGCAACCUAUGUUGGGGUUUAUGAUGGCCAUGGCGGACCUGAGGCAUCCAGAUUCGUCAACAAUCAUCUCUUCGCUUAUCUUAAUAAAUUUGCUACAGAACAGGGAGGAUUAUCUGCAGAUGUUAUAAAGAGAGCAUUCAGUGCCACCGAAGAGGAGUUUUUGCAUUUGGUGAAGCGAUCAUUAACAAUGAGGCCUCGAAUUGCUUCAGUUGGAUCAUGUUGCCUGGUUGGUGCAAUUUCAAAUGACGUCUUAUACAUUGCGAAUCUUGGGGAUUCACGAGCUGUCCUUGGGAAGAAGGUUUCUGGGGAUAACAAAAACCCGGUGGUGGCAGAACGGCUAUCCACAGAUCAUAAUGUUGCAGUUGAGGAAGUGAGAAAGGAAGUUGAGGCACUCCAUCCGGAUGAUUCCCACAUCGUGGUAUACACCCGUGGAGUUUGGAGGAUUAAGGGCAUAAUUCAGGUCUCUAGAUCUAUUGGUGAUGUGUACUUGAAGAAACCCGAUUUCUACAAAGACCCAGUUUUCCAGCAAUACGGGAACCCUGUUCCCUUGAGGAGACCUGCGAUGACAGCAGAACCUUCAAUUCUUGUUAAAAAGCUUAGGCCACAAGACCUAUUCCUGAUCUUUGCAUCGGAUGGCCUGUGGGAGCAGUUGAGUGAUGAAGCAGCUGUGGAAAUCGUUUACAAAAAUCCACGAGCUGGAAUAGCUAGGAGAUUGGUUCGAGCCGCCCUUCAAGUUGCUGCAAAAAAGAGAGAAAUGCGAUACAAGGACAUUAAGAAGAUCGAGAAAGGAGUAAGACGCCAUUUUCACGAUGACAUAACCGUGAUUGUGGUUUAUCUCGACCACCGCAAAGUCAACUCCGAUCAAAAACUCAAACGAAACAACAUUGGCAGCACUUGUGCUCCUGUUGACAUCUACUCCCUCAAUGCAGAUGAAGCAGAAGAUGAUCUGUUUCCCAGUCUCAUAAAGUGACCCCCAAAAAAAACAAAAAGAAAAUUUGGAACUUUUGAAAAGGGUGGGCGGCAGACUGACUUUUCUUCAAUUUAGGUUAUAAUAUAUAUAUAUAUAUAUAUAAUAAUAGUCAAAAAGAGAACUUUUGUGUAGAUACAAAAAGUCAUUGAAGGGUAGGUAAAUGCUGAUGGAAAAGAAGUUUUUUUCUUCACAAGUUGGAAGUUCUUCUGAGUCCUGACCAAUUUGUCCAUCGUUGAUUUGGUUUCUUGAGUUCAUAUAUUUGGUCACACCCAGAAUGACUGAACCAACAAUUUUGUUUUUCUUUGAUCUUCUGCAUAUGGAAAUAACAAGAUUCUUCUGUUC